Coffea arabica (coffee) is the source of this 1181-nucleotide messenger RNA. RefSeq names its product short-chain dehydrogenase TIC 32, chloroplastic. NCBI's taxonomy places the organism in Eukaryota, Viridiplantae, Streptophyta, Magnoliopsida, Gentianales, Rubiaceae. The record is from RefSeq and is a predicted model, not a curated record.
UCAACAAUCAAUCUCUUUAAAUAUUGAAGAUUACAGUAGCGCACACAUUUGGCAUUUGGCCCAUCGCCAAAGAACAUCAAGUAUUGAUCAUCCUGCAAUCACUACUACGUACUGGGGUUAGUGCAAUUCCCUCCUCGUUCUCCUUCCCCCUUGAACAAAGAGGUCUAGCCAUUAAACAAAGUAAGUUAGAAAAAGAAAGCAUCUUGAACUUGAAGGAAAAGAUGUGGUUGUGCAACACAAAAGGGUCGUCUGGAUUUUCAUCCUCUUCCACCGCGGAAGAAGUCACUGAGGGCAUUGACGCCUCUGGUCUCACUGCCAUUGUCACUGGUGCAUCAAGUGGCAUUGGUACUGAAACGGCCCGUGUUCUUGCACUGCGUGGAGUCCAUGUCACAAUUGCAGUCAGAAACAUGGCUGCAGGCCAAAAGGUUAGAGAAGCCAUUGUGAAGGAAAUCCCUGAAGCCAAGAUCGAUGUCAUGGAGUUGGAUCUUUGUUCAAAGGCAUCUGUAAGAAGAUUUGCAUCAGAGUUUAAUUCGUUGGGUCAUCCCUUGAAUAUCCUAAUUAAUAAUGCAGGAAUCAUGGGUGCCCCUUUCAAGCUAUCCCAGGACAACAUAGAAUUACAGUUUGCCACGAAUCAUUUAGGUCAUUUUCUUUUAACGAACCUGUUGCUGGACACCAUGAAGAAAACGUAUUACAAAAGUAAGAAAGAGGGGAGGAUAGUCAACGUUUCAUCAGAUGCUCACCGCUACACAUAUCGUGAAGGUAUUCGUUUCGAUAGGAUCAGUGAUGAAAAAGGAUACAGUAACUUCUUUGCUUAUUGUCAAUCAAAGCUCGCUAAUCUACUGCACUCCUAUGAGCUAGCCAGACGCUUUAAGGAAGAAGGGGUGGAAAUAACCGCCAACUCUGUUCAUCCAGGAGUGAUUAUCAGCAAUGUUUUCCAUCGUCGAGGCUGCUGUAUAGGUCUUGCCAAUAAGCUCGACAAAUUUGUGUUUAAGACUCUUCAACAAGGAGCUUCGACAACCUGCUAUGCAGCAUUGCAUCCGCAAGUCAAGGGAAUUAGCGGUGCAUAUUUUCGGAACAACAACAUAGCCAAAGCUAGCUCAAAGGCCAUGGACGCAGAUUUGGCUAGCAGACUCUGGGAGUUUAGCUUGAACCUGGUAAAGCAAAAUGGAGAUGAUUCCUGA